Equus quagga is the source of this 2102-nucleotide messenger RNA. It is a transcript of the gene NAF1, whose product is annotated as nuclear assembly factor 1 ribonucleoprotein. Gene Ontology annotation, molecular function: RNA binding. Lineage: Eukaryota; Metazoa; Chordata; Mammalia; Perissodactyla; Equidae. The record is from RefSeq and is a predicted model, not a curated record. Gene Ontology annotation, biological process: box H/ACA snoRNP assembly; pseudouridine synthesis; ribosome biogenesis. The transcript has 8 exons. Gene Ontology annotation, cellular component: sno(s)RNA-containing ribonucleoprotein complex. Bases 200 to 1687 code for a protein of 495 amino acids.
UGCUCUCCCGGAAGUGCCGCUGAGUCAACGGCGGGGGCGUGUCUGCAGACGCUCCGCGUGUAGUUGCUAGAGAAACGCGGGCCGGCGGGCCAGGCGCGGGUACUUUCCCUGCCGAGGUGGUUUGGUCUUUUCCGGAGCGAGCCGCGAGCCUGUGCGGGGGCCCAGGACCGGAGCCUGACUGGGUGUCUGGCGCGACGCCAUGGAAGUAGUGGAGGCCGCCGCUGCUCAGCUGGAAACUCUGAAAUUCCACGGCACGGGCCUUGGGGCUGGCCAAGGUCAGGAGGUGCCGUCUCCCGGCCCUGUUCCUAUCCCAGAGCCAGGGCCGCCACCACCGUCGGAUGAGGGGUCCCCGGACACUGGGCAGGCCGCCGAGGCUCAGCCGGCCGGGGAGCAGCCACCUGCGCUCGCGCCGAGCACUGCGGCGGGAGGGAGUCCCGCGCCGCCGUCGCAGCCACAACUGCCACCCGCAGGGAACUGCGUCACCGGCCCGGGCGCUGCAGAGCUGGCGGGGACCCCAGACUCCUUGGAGACCUCGGACUCGGAUUCGGACUCGGACAGUGAAACAGAUUCAGAUAGCUCAAGCUCCUCCUCUUCCUCAUCAUCUUCCUCCUCAUCUUCCUCUUCCUCUCGUAUGUCGUUUCCUCCAGUGCUGUCAGAUGGAGAAGAUGAUUUCCAAGUUGAAAAGGAAAAUAAGAAUUUUCCCCUUAAAACAAAAGAUGAGUUACUUCUUAAUGAACUACCUUCUGUUGAAGAGCUCACUGUUAUUCUGCCUGAAGAUAUUGAAUUAAAGCCUCUUGGGAUGGUUUCAAGUAUUAUUGAGCAAUUGGUAAUAAUUGAAUCUAUGACUAACUUACCUCCAGUUAAUGAGGAGACUGUAAUUUUUAAAAGUGAUCGACAGGCAGCAGGAAAGAUAUUUGAGAUAUUUGGACCUGUUGCACAUCCAUUUUAUGUGUUACGGUUUAAUUCUUCAGAGCACAUUGAGAAUAAAGGUAUUAAAAUAAAAGAUACUAUGUAUUUUGCUCCAUCAAUGAAAGACUUCACUCAAUAUAUAUUCACAGAAAAACUUAAACAGGAUAGGGGAUCAGAUGCGUCAUGGAAGAAUGAUCAGGAGCCACCACCAGAAGCCUUAGAUUUCAGUGAUGAUGAAAAGGAAAAAGAGGCCAAACAGAGGAAAAAAUCUCAGAUUCAAGGCCGGAAAAAAUUCAAAUCUGAAUUUAAUGAAUCAAGUGAAGAUUUUGCAGAAGUACGUCAGAACUGGAAUGCUCAUAGCUCUUCUUCAGAGCAUGCAAAAGGAUAUCGCAACAAAGAAUUUACACGAGCAUUUUCCCAGGGUAGAUAUCCUCAACCUUGCCAUGGCAGGCCCCCACCUCCACAGUUUUAUAAUUCAGAACAUAUGGUCCCUCAGGAGACUCCAGGAUUUCCACCUCAGAGACAAGAUAAUCCUAUCAUGCCACAGUAUCCCUUUCCUCCUCCAGUGUUUGACGUGCAUAAUUUUUCACUCCAUCCUCCACCACCACCACCUCCACCGCCUGCAUCUGUAAACAUGGGUUGGGCUGCACCGGGCAUGGCACCUCAUCCAUUACUUCCCUUACCAUACUCCAUACCUCCACCUCCUCCCCCUCCGCCCCUGCCUCCUCCCCCCUCUUCUGGAGAUGGUAAUUCUUCUCAUUUUGGACCUUACUAUUAGGUGAAUGUAUACAUUUCCAGAGAAAUGUGGACUUUUUAUAUUAUACGGGAAGGAUUUUUUUUUUAAAAAGGAAAGCGGUUAUGGAGCUAGAUUUUUAAAACAUUGUAAAAUACUAAAUGACUCAUUCAGUUGUAAGUUGAUAUAUAUUUGUAACCUUUGUGAAAUUGUAUCCAUAUGAAAAUCUCACUUUAAAUUCGUUUGGGUGAGAUCCAAUUAUGUAAUAUUUAAUUAAAAUUUUGAAUCCAUGCUUUCCCCAUCCCUGCCCAAUUUAAACACAUGUAAAUCUAAUAAUAGAUCUGGAGCAACUUUCAUCAUCGAUUAAAAUAUACCGAACACAUUGUCUCUUGGUAUGUCUGAAAAUAAGAUGUUGAAGUCCUGUUGAGAGUCUUUAAAAUAAACUAUUUUUAUAAACUUA